CAAGUACUCGAUUUUCUCAACAUUCGAUUGUCUAAAAAAAAGAACCCUAAUUCCUUUGUUGAUAUCAGAAGCAGAAAUUGUAUCAAACUUGUUGAUGUCAGAAGCAGAAAUAGAAAUUCUCAACAUUUGAUUAUCUGAAACAAAAACCCUAAUUCCUUUGUUAUAUCAGAAGAAGCAUAAACAGAAAUUCUCAACAUUUGAUUGUCUGAAACAAAAACCCUAAUUCAUUUGUUGAUACCCGAAGCAGAAACAUAAAAUUUCUAUUUGAUUACCCUGAGAAACCCUAAUUAUACAAUGCGUACUCGAUUUCUCAACGUCGAUUACUUCUCUUUCUCUUCAGAAAAAACCCUAAUCAAUUUCUUUUCAAUACCAGUCCCUAAAAUAUCUAAUACCCUCUUUGAUACAAAAUCACAAGCAGAAGCAGAAAAUUUCUGUUUCGAUUCUGUUUUAGAUAUCGAUUUUGAAAUUGAACCAUUUCAAAUCGAUAAACCUCUUUCUUUGUUCUUAAAUGAAGUUCUUCCUCACAAUAUUGAUGAUGUUCCAGACAGGGAUGUUAUUAGUAGUAACUCAAAUUCUUAUUUCGACGAACAAAGAAAUUCUCAAUCUCAAGAUCUAAAUCGAUUUCAACAGGUCUCUGUUGAAGAAAAGGAUAAAGGAAACUUUAAAGUCAUUCCGUUUGAGACUCCGGAGUUGGAUAUUGUUGCUGUUUUGAAACAUGGGGAUGAUUUAGUUCUCCCUGAUCGUGUCCUAGAGACGGAAAUGACUCUGGACCUUAGCCCCGUGAUUCCAUACCCUUCCACUCUAUCAGAGUCUACCUAUUUGGACCUUAGCCCCGUGAUUCCAUACCCUUGCACCCUGUCAGAGUCCAUCAAUUUGGUGGAAGACAUAACCCUAGACUUCCAAAUAGAUGAGAAAAGGUCUUAUGUUGUUGAAGAUGUUCAGGACAGAAAUGAUCCCUGUACCAGGAAUUUACCGGUUCAGGAAGUGAAUGAUUGCGAAUUGAAAGUUCACUCAAAUCUGCUAGAAAGCUUUGGAUUCCAACAGCGGACCGUAAGAGAUGAACAGUUGCUGGUUAGUGAUGGUAAACUUGAACAUGGGACUACUAUUAUAUGCAUGCGUCAACCUACGGAAGUCUCUAUGGGUGGUGACUCGCGCCGAACUUGCAAGCAUUCAAUCAGUAAGCAUUAUUCUUAUAAUAUUUUGGGCAACUUGUUUUACUUUUUUCUAGCCGUUACUAGUUGGCGCAAAUAUAUAGGUAAUUGUAACACUACCAAAGUCCAUAAGAUUGGGAAGAGUGUCCUGUAUGGAGAUAGUGGAUUGUGCUCACUAAUAGAUAGCAUCAGAAUAGAGCUGACGCAGUUUAUAGCUUCUAGAGAGCUAGUUGAUGGUCGAAUAUUGCUAGAAGAUGUGGCCCGUGAAGCAAGCAUGAUCUAUUGCAGAACUGGGAGCAAAGAGGGUUAUAGUGCAAUUAUAGGAGGGUUUGAAGGCAACCUUACACCUGGUUUUAUAUGGAGGGUUAAUACAUCACAUUAUUGGCGGGAGUCAAAUGAAUGGGCCUGUAUAGGAAGUGGAAGGAUGUAUGCAGAAAUGUAUACAUCAACUUUCAAUCCAUCAUUGCAUAAGGUUUUAGUAGAUGAAACAUUUGACAAAUCUAUGUUCACGGCGACGGUGAAUGAUUUUUGUACUGGUGGGAUGAUGACAGUGGCCUCAAUAUCUGAGACAAAUGACAUUCAAAAAGUCAUUUACAGAACGCGGACAAUAGCACAACUGAUGGAUAAAUACGGUAUUCACUUUGAUGAAGCUUCGUGGGAGUGGAUUCAGACUACUUGCUCACCUCGUCUCAAACCUAUAUAUCUGAAUGGACUUGGAGUUAGUUCGAGUAUACGCUCGUGUGUUAUGAUUGGAUUGCGGCUAGAUGAAGCUGUACUUCUCUUCAGAGAUGAGGGGUUAAGGGUUGGCUGCCAUGCACGUUAUGCAGAUGGAUAUCAAAUUAUGUUGAUAGUCAACUAUUUAGGCCUUGCUGGCUUUGGGCCUGAUUAUUUAUUUUCUGAAAUUGUCAACUACAUCAAGCUGCUAAUAGCCGAGCAGAAAACUGAUAAGAAAAGACGAUAUUUAGAGUUUUAUGCUAGUAAGAUAGUCAGCUUGUUGGAAUCGCACCGCUUUGACCGAGAUACUCAUCCUGUAUAUCUCGUCGGUGGUUUUGAUCAACCAUGGCAAUACUUACCUUCCAAAUCAUCUCUUUGGUGUGUAACAAAAGCUGGCUGUUACCCUGUUGACAGAUGGAGCCAUGGCUGUCCCUAUGCAGAAUACACUGUAGCGACGAAAUUUAGUUCCAGUCUUUCGACUAGGGAUGCGGAAGAUGUGGGAUACCUUGCGUUGAAUAAUAUUUAUGCGAAUUGUAUUACCAUUGUGGUACCACAAGCAGCUAACAGAAAACGCAAGAACUCUCAGGUGCAACAGAAUUUUAAGAAGGCCAGAAUCAGCCAAAAGGACGUCACAAAGGAACAGAAAACUAACAUAUCGGUUGCUCGAAAGUGGGAUACCCAAAAUACUGGUUCAACUGGGAAUUCAAAUACUGUUGCUUCUGCACAAGGUGAUAUGAUCGAAGAUGCUGCUGUUGCAAGUGUCUCACAGGAUACACUCCUCAGCAAACACCAUAUGAAAGAAGACAGAAGUAUGUCAAAGCAUCUAUUGCCACCUCUGCAUAGUGACCUCAAAGUUCAUAAGCCUACUCAAGUGAAAGAAAAGGGUGUUGGGCAUAUUCACUUGAAGCCUCUCAGCAAAUCAGAUGGAACUGGCGAUCAAGCAAAUACAGCAGUAGCUCCAGGAAAAAGUUGUUGUUCCCCUGUCAGCAAAAGCACCGAAACCCAGAGUUCAUAUCCUGUGCAUGAAAGGAGGCUGCAUAUUGGUAACGAGAACACUAAAGUUGUGAAUCAGAGGGCUAGAGCUUCUUGUUCAUCUGACACAAGAAAAAAAGCUCUACCUAUUGCACCAGAAAGUUUUAGGAACGAUAUUCAACAUAAUAUAUCUGGUUCCCAAGAUCAUCCCUCCAGCUUACUCCAGCAGAAAUUUAAAUCUAGCUCUCUAAAAUGCGUAAAUCCUAGACUUCCAGUAUCAAGCAUUGCACCUAUUAGAAGCAACAAAAGCAUUACUUCUACAAAAAAUGAUAAAUCUCCUUCAAAUAUUCUGAAGAGGACACCUGAUAAUCCUUGCUUGAAAGUUUCUGGGCCUAUGAUAUCCAGGAAGGAUCCACCACAUUCCAAUGUUCCAAGAGAAAUAAAGUCAUUAAGUCCCAGAGUAGGAAACCCAAGAGUGAGCAUAAAUGCAACCUCUGAGAUCGUUCAUUCUUUUGGUCUACAGAAGUAUGGGUUGUCAAGCCCAUCUUUGAAGCGAAAGAACAUUGAGGGAUCCGAUGCAGAUCCAGCGAUUUCAUAUCCGUUUAAACGUUUUGCUGAGUCAUCUAAUGAGAGCAGGAAACCUACCGAGGCUUCUGAAAGUCAUAGAAAUUCUGAACCAGAAAGUCAUAGAAAUACUAUUUACUGAAUCAGUGUGUGGUGAAUGAUAUCAAAUCUAUCUUCCUUGUUUCUUUGACUUACUUGGCUAUGUUACCAAUGCUCAGACUCUAGAGAGAAGUGGUUACCACUCGACCUCCACAGUUGAAUUCACUCUGGAUUCAAGGUUAUCAGCAUUCAAAGUCCCUUUGACAAUGGCGAAUGAUAGAAUCGCUGAAAAGGCUGAAGCUUAUACGAAAGUGUUUGAAGAUAUUUGCAACAUGCUGAAAAAGAAGCAUGAGGAAGCCAAAGAGAUACUGGUUCGUGCUACUGUCAACAACAAUAAUCUGUUGAUGCUGAACCAUCCAGUCUAGGAAGAGAAGAUAUCCUCUGAGCUUAUUGUUUUCAUGAAUACUAAUCUGGACUUGUUGCAGCGGGAUCUUCAAGUUUGAUCUGUUGAUAGAACAAAUGAUCUGUUUCUGCUUCACCUUUCAAACAUAUACAAGGUCUAAUUCACCUUUUUAUACACUAACAUACUCGAGAAAAACUGCAGGAUGUGGCCAUACUUCUGUUCAUAGACUGUUGUUGUUAAUCUACUUGCAGCAGCUGUUACUUUCUGGCACAAUCAUAUUGCUACUUGAAUCCAGAAGCGACUCCAAUCUGAAAUAAUUUUCAAGACAGAACUUGCCUAUAAUUUUAAUAGGAAUUCAUAUAUAGACGUCUUAUUGCUUAUUUCUUUGGUUUAUGGAGGAGUCACUCGCUCCCACUAACCACUUUUGAUUCCACUAGGUUACAUAAUUGAUAUGAGUCGGCAACAUUUUGUCCUAUAAUUUACUUUACAUUUUCAACUCAUGUCAUUCUAGUCCAAAAAUCUUAUUUCAGUUGAU
Papaver somniferum (opium poppy) is the source of this 4378-nucleotide messenger RNA. RefSeq lists its product as uncharacterized. Lineage: Eukaryota; Viridiplantae; Streptophyta; Magnoliopsida; Ranunculales; Papaveraceae. The record is from RefSeq and is a predicted model, not a curated record. The transcript has 16 exons. Gene Ontology annotation, cellular component: proteasome core complex. Bases 295 to 3543 code for a protein of 1082 amino acids.